Aedes albopictus (Asian tiger mosquito) is the source of this 965-nucleotide messenger RNA. RefSeq names its product U7 snRNA-associated Sm-like protein LSm11 (gene Lsm11). NCBI's taxonomy places the organism in Eukaryota, Metazoa, Arthropoda, Insecta, Diptera, Culicidae. The coding region runs from base 37 to 933 and encodes 298 amino acids. Gene Ontology annotation, biological process: mRNA 3'-end processing by stem-loop binding and cleavage. Gene Ontology annotation, molecular function: U7 snRNA binding. Gene Ontology annotation, cellular component: U7 snRNP. The transcript has 2 exons. The record is from RefSeq and is a predicted model, not a curated record.
UGUCAAACCGCACCGUCGCCGUUUGUGUUUUUGUUUAUGUUUUCGUGUGAUCGAACAAGUGAUUUCACUCGCGAUUUUCCCGGUUUUCCGUCCCGAAUCGCUUCUACCCGGCGACAUCACAUCAUCAUGAGUGAAAGUGACGAAAGCGGAUCCAACAGCAGCCGCGGACGCCAUGGGGACAGCAGCUCCGACGGUAGUCCCAACGAGCUGGACCCCACCAGUGCCGGCUUCAAACCCUUGCGUGUGCUUUACUCGCGGAAACCGCAAGCUGUUCCGGUGCCUGGUGCCCGGUUGCACGACAACGUGGGCACGUUCGAAUCUCGCUUCGGCCAGCUCGGAGGCUUCCAUCAGCAGUACAGCGACGAGCGGUUGAAGGAAAUCCACCAGGCUAGGGCGGCCACCUCCAAGCGGGCGCAAAUGCAACUACCGAGUUCGUCGUCGUCGGAGAUGCCCCAGCGGCGGUUUCUGCCGCAUCAAGGUAUGAUCAAAGCGGAAAAACCGGCCAAAUUCAGUCGGAACAUUCUGAUGAAGCUGGAGAAGACCGAGGGUCCGCUGGAGCGGAUGCGGUCCUGGAUGCGGGAGCGCGUUCGGGUGAAAGUUUACACGCGCAAGCAGAACGGCAUCCGAGGCUACGUAACCGGGUUCGUGGAGGUGUUCGACAAGCACUGGAACAUGGCCCUGGUGGAUGUUUACGAGUCGUGGAAGCGUCGCAAGUAUCGUUACUCGGAGAAUAAGCUGUGCGUGCUGGGACAGCCCCAGGAUUGCUCGGAGCUGCUGACAAAGAUGGGCAUUCAGGUGCCGGAGGUUAGCGUUCGGUCCGCGGGGAGGAAGUACGUGAUGUGCAGUCGGAGGGUGCCGAAGUUGAUGAUCCGGGGAGAGCAGGUGGUGCUAGUGACGCGGGAUAAUGAUGGAGCAGAGAAGGGAGACACGUAAAAGGAAUAAAGGCAGUGUUUUGUUGAAAUAUA